Messenger RNA from Cladophialophora carrionii CBS 160.54, 5613 nucleotides. RefSeq lists its product as uncharacterized. Gene Ontology annotation, molecular function: ATP binding; ATP hydrolysis activity; ABC-type transporter activity. Gene Ontology annotation, biological process: transmembrane transport. The transcript has 21 exons. The coding region runs from base 1 to 5613 and encodes 1870 amino acids. The record is from RefSeq and is a predicted model, not a curated record. Lineage: Eukaryota; Fungi; Ascomycota; Eurotiomycetes; Chaetothyriales; Herpotrichiellaceae. Gene Ontology annotation, cellular component: membrane.
AUGGAGCCUGUCCUCUAUGCUGCCCAGCCUGGAAACCACUUUGCAGAUGGUGAGCUUUCCAUCAACUCGGACGCCCCGGUGGCCAACGAGACGACUGUCAUAGAGUCUUCUAGCUCUAAGUUGUCCGUCCUGGAGAUAUCCAUUCGGGAAUCUGUCGUCGUCGAAGCUCGCCCUUCUGAAACCUCGAACAAGAUCUUGGAAAUUAUUUUCGACUACGCCCUCAACAAAUUCAGCGAUACCAGACAACAGCUUGAGGCUGGGAGGCCGAAGUUCCUGGCCGUCAUCGAAAAGUUCGUGUCAGCGGGAGCUCAAGUGGAAACAUGUUUGCCUGCAUUUCCGUUCAAGUCGGCCAAUAAAGUCUACAAAGUCCUCGGUACCCUGCCCGACAAGGCCGAGGAGAUUGCCCUGAAGCGGCUCAACGACAUGUGUCUGCGGAUUGGUGAAAUCUAUGCGCCUGGCGCGAGGUGUACCAUAAUCUCAGAUGGUUUGGUCUACAAUGACUUGUUGAGCAUUUCGGAUCGCGACACCUGGGCCUACGGACAAGCCCUCCGCGCAAUGGCUGUGCAGAAGGGGUUUGACCGCAUCCGUUUCUCCUGGAUCCGAGAUUUCGUCAAUUUCCCUUUGCCAGAGAAGAUGGAUGAGAUCACCUAUGUGGCUAAUGCCACCAACUUCCGACGAUUCAUCUUGAAUAAUUUUGGCAAAGAUGACAUCGACAUUGACCACGAAAUUGCGACAAAGCCCGAUACCAAAUUGACCUACCUUGGAUACCGAAGAUUCUUGGAGUCCGACCUCAAGUACGUCUUCCCAGUGGGCAAUGGUCGCUCGAACCACGGGUACAAGAGAGAUGUCAAGUAUCUAGCAAAGGAGAUGCUAGUUCGGGGAUAUGCUUUUGCUGGGGCCGUAGCCCACGCGUUCCCGAACUACUUACGCCUUUCUAUUCAUCAAUCGACCGGCGAGCAUAAGGUAUCCAUGAGUCUGCUCAAUACAAAAACGGGGUUCACUACCCCGUGGCACUGUAGUGUCGCAUUGAUGGCCGACGGCGAGUGGGUAAGCGCUCCGAUGGGUGAAUUCAAGAAGGAUCCCAAGAUGAAGCUUGUUUACGAGGAUGGGCGUCCCAGCUAUUUCCAAGAGACCGUAGGCAAUGGGGCGAGUCACCAACACUCAGCAGGCCAAGCCGUCGAAGCGUCCGAAGAUAAAAGCCUGGUGGCCGCUCGGCAAAAAGUCGAAUCCAUCAUGACAGCCCCUUCAUCUAUGACUGAGAUAGACGUGGACAAGGUCAAUGUGCUUGCAAAGGUAGCCUCGUUAGGCGAGGUUAAGGACGAGAAAUCUGAAGCAGUUAACCCCUUUUCUGGAUCCCGAAAUCCUCAGCUCGACCCAUCAUCAGCUGAGUUCCGUGUGAGAGCAUGGCUCGAAGCUGUCAUGAACAUUGCAUCUCGAGAUCCUGAACGGUAUCCAAAGGGGGUUGCUGGGGUAGCAUACAAGAACCUGUCAGCGCACGGUCUAGGGGAUCCAAUGGAUUACCAGAAGACGUUCGGGAAUUACGCCAUCGUGUUGCUCAAAUGGGCUAGACGACUCGUGGGCAGGGAGACCAAGCCCAGGUGCUCGGGAGACCUGGAAGGCAAUGGUUGUUCGACAUUCCUCAAGACCAUCGCCGGAGAAACCAAUGGAUUCUACAUCGGCAAGGAUUCGUACUUGAACUACCAGGGCAUCCCAAAGGAGACUAUGCACAAAGACUUUAGGGGGGAGUGCACCUACCAGGCAGAAGUCGAUGCACACUUUCCUCAAUUGACUGUGGGCCAGACUCUCGACUUCGCGGCUCGCGCAAGGGCAAGUCGAUACGAUCCUUACAUGUACGCGCCACAUCUCCGUGAUGUUGUCAUGGCAGCAUUUGGACUAAGCCAUACGGUCGACACAAUCGUUGGCAGCGACUUCGUUAGGGGCGUAUCUGGUGGCGAACGUAAACGUGUCAGCAUUGCAGAAGUUGCUAUCGGGGGCAGCACUUUACAAUGCUGGGACAACAGCACACGCGGACUCGACAGUUCCACCGCUCUUGAAUUCGUGCGCACGCUUCGAACGUCAACUUCGCUCACGGGAGCGACUGCUCUUGUGACAGUCUAUCAAGCCUCUCAGUCCAUCUAUGACGCAGGUCUCGCUUAUGGGAACAAAGUCUUCGACAAAGUUGCUGUGCUCUACGAAGGCCGACAGAUUUACUUUGGGAAAGUUCACGAGGCGAAACGCUUCUUCGUCAGUUUAGGCUUCGAGUGUCCACCGCGGCAAGUGACUGCCGACUUCCUCACAUCACUGACCAACCCGCUGGAACGACGGAUCCGGCCGGGCUUCGAAGGCAAGACACCAUCCACACCAGACGAGUUCGCGGCUUGCUGGAAACAGAGCGAAGACCGCGCACGGCUGCUGCGCGACAUCGAAGAGUUUGACAGGCAAUAUCCUCUUGGAGGAGCGUCUUUGGAUGAAUUCAAGAAGUCCCGUCGAGCGGUCCAGGCAAAAUCACAGCGUAUCAAGUCACCGUACACGCUCUCGGUACCACAGCAAGUGUCAUUAUGUGUCCGCCGAGGAUUCCAGAGACUACGAGGGGAUAUGGCCAUUGUCCUCAGCGGCGCCUUUUUCAACGUGAUCAUGGCACUGGUGAUCGGCAGCAUCUUUUACAAUCUCCGCAAUGACACGGGCUCGCUCUACAGCCGGGGGGCUCUCCUCUUCUUUGCGAUCUUGCUGGCUUCCUUCGCUAGUGCUCUCGAGGUCAUGACUUUGUACGCGCAACGGCCGAUCGUGGAGAAACAAGCCAGGUAUGCCUUCUAUCAUCCGUUCGCUGAAGCAAUCGCUUCGAUGAUUUGCGAUCUGCCCAACAAGGUCCUUACCUCGCUCGGAUUCAACCUGACCCUUUACUUCAUGACGAAUCUACGUCGCACGCCCGGUCAUUUCUUUGUAUUCCUGCUUUUUACAUUCACCUGUACAUUGACCAUGUCAAUGUACUUUCGCUGCAUAGGCGCAUUGUCUCGCUCGUUGCCAGAGGCCCUGGUGCCUGCGUCACUAUUCAGUCUUGCUCUCGCGAUCUACACCGGAUUCACCAUCCCGAUCAAAGACAUGCACCCAUGGUUCCGAUGGCUCAACUACCUCAACCCCGUUGCUUAUGCGUUCGAAGCACUGAUGAUCAAUGAAUUCCACGAUCGAACGAUCGAAUGCUCAAGAUUCAUUCCCGAGGGCCCAGGUUUCGGCGGAGUCUCCCCGACUGAGAGGAUCUGCGCAACUACCGGAGCGGCUGCAGGAGCAGACGUUGUCGAUGGAGAUACCUAUCUGGCCGUCAACUUCCGUUACUACGUAAGCCAUCUGUGGAGGAACUUGGGCGUUAUGAUUGCGUUGAUGAUCUUUGGCUGCGCCGUCUACCUGAUAGCUAGCGAGUACAUCUCGGCCAAGAAGUCCAAAGGCGAGAUCCUACUAUUUCGACGAGGCCGUGUGCCUUAUAUCCCAUCGAAAGCGGAUGAAGAAGCCAACACUGGCAACGGAAUCAGCACAGAUAUUUUGAGGCACGAAAGACCCGUGCUGCAUGCCCCGUCGGGUCUCCAGAACCAGACUGCAGUCUUCCAGUGGAGCGAUGUCAAUUACGAUAUCAAGGUCAAGAAGACGACUCGACGGCUCUUACAUCAGAUCGAUGGAUGGGUCAAACCCGGCCGUCUCACGGCAUUGAUGGGUGUCACUGGAGCCGGCAAGACCACCUUACUUGACGUUUUAGCGAGCCGGGCGACGCUUGGUGUCGUGAGCGGAGAGUUACUGGUCAGUGGGCAACUUCGCGAUACGGGCUUUCAACGAAAGACCGGAUAUGUCCAGCAGCAGGACUUGCACCUCGCGACUACAACGGUUCGAGAAGCCUUGACGUUCAGUGCUCUUCUGCGGCAGCCGAGGACUACCCCUCGCGCAGAAAAGAUCGCAUAUAUGACAGAGGUGAUCAAGGUUCUCGAAAUGGAGCCCUACGCCGAUGCCAUUGUCGGAGUACCAGGAGAAGGCUUGAACAUCGAACAAAGAAAACGACUGACGAUCGGCGUCGAACUUGCAGCAAAACCUGCAUUGCUAUUGUUCCUUGACGAACCUACUUCUGGGCUCGACAGCCAGACUGCUUGGUCGAUAUGCGCGCUUCUUCGCAAGCUUGCAGACAACGGCCAAGCCGUCCUAUGCACCAUCCACCAGCCUUCGGCACAACUGUUCCAGGCCUUCGACGAGCUGCUUCUCCUCUCUAUAGAAGGAAAGACGCUCUAUUUCGGCGAGAUCGGUAAAUCGUCCGAGACCGUCACGGGCUACUUUGAGCGCCACGGGGCAAGACCCUGCGGCAGGCGGGAGAAUCCAGCGGAAUGGAUGCUCGAAGUGACUGGAAGUGGUGCGACAACGACCGGUUCUGACGGUGCAAAGGACUGGUCAGCCAUCUGGAGCGAUUCCGAAGAGCGCCGAGCCAUCAAGACCGAACUCGCUCGGAUGAAGAGGGAGUUCGCCCACCAGCCAGUCUCAGUCAACGAUCCCAGCGAUCCCGAUGCCUUACGCCCGUUCGCCGCCCCGUUGGGAGUUCAGUUCUGGACCGUUCAAAGACGCGUCUUUCAACAGUAUUGGCGGACACCUUCGUACUUGUACAGCAAGGUGGCUCUCUGUCUGCUCAGCGCACUGUUCAUCGGCUUCUCCUUUUGGAAAAUGCCCAACUCGCUCAAAGGGCUCCAGAACCAGAUGUUUGCCAUCUUCAUGCUGCUCGUGAUAUUCACCAACGUGUGCUCGCAGAUCAUGCCUCACUACGUCGCCCAACGCACGCUGUACGAAGCUCGAGAGUCGCCGUCCAAGACGUACUCGUGGAAAGUGUUUGUGCUGUCGAUGACGAUAGUGGAGAUGCCGUGGAACGUGCUGUCGGCCUUCCUCGUCUUCGUGUCGUGGUACUACCCGAUCGGCCUGCGUCAGAACGCCCUGGAGGCGGAUCAAGGCGCCGAACGACAAGCGCUGAUGUUCCUCUUCAUCCUCGCCUUCUUGCUCUUCGCCGGCACGUUCACAAACAUGGUCAUGGCCGCGGUGGACUCGGCCGAGGCCGGCGGGAACAUCACGAACUUGUUGCAUUCUCUGUCCUUGAUCUUCUGCGGUGUCCUGGCAACUCCAGACGCCUUGCCCGGUUUCUGGAUCUUCAUGUAUCGCGUCUCCCCAUUCACCUACUUUUUCUCCGGUGUGUUGUCCGUAGGGCUGGCCAACUCGCGCAUCUCCUGCGCCACCGAGGAAUUUUUGCGCUUCUCGCCGCCCCCAGCCUUGAACUGCUCCACCUACCUCGCUCCCUACAUCGAAGCCGCCGGUGGCUACCUCACACCGGACAGCACGGGCUCGACCGCCGAGUGCGUCUUCUGCAGUGGCGAUGACACGAAUGUCUUCCUGGAGAGCGUGAGUGCCAAGUACGAGGAUCGGUGGCGAAACUUUGGCAUCUUCUGGAGCUAUAUCGUCUUCAACACCGCCGCGGCCGUCGUGCUCUUCUGGCUGAGGAGAGUGCCCAAGGGGAAGCGGGUGCAGCAGAAGGUCGAAACCGAAACUGAGGCGCAAGAGACGGAUGAGAAGGCGAAAGCGAAAGCGAAAGCGGACGAUUGA